Molecule: messenger RNA, 313 nt
Organism: Rhincodon typus (whale shark)
Lineage: Eukaryota; Metazoa; Chordata; Chondrichthyes; Orectolobiformes; Rhincodontidae
Product: serine/threonine-protein phosphatase 2B catalytic subunit beta isoform-like
Exons: 4
Biological process (GO): calcineurin-NFAT signaling cascade
Cellular component (GO): calcineurin complex; cytosol; cytoplasm
Molecular function (GO): calmodulin binding; calmodulin-dependent protein phosphatase activity
Source: RefSeq, a predicted model, not a curated record
UUCCACUGAUGGUGUAUAUUUUAGCUGCAGUAUUGAAAUACGAGAACAAUGUUAUGAACAUUCGGCAGUUCAACUGUUCUCCGCAUCCUUACUGGCUACCAAAUUUUAUGGAUGUCUUUACUUGGUCCUUGCCUUUUGUUGGUGAGAAAGUGACAGAGAUGUUGGUGAAUGUUCUAAAUAUCUGCUCUGAUGAUGAACUCAUGACAGAUGGAGAUGAGAUAUUUGAUGCAAAUGCAGCUGCCGCUCGUAAAGAGGUCAUCAGGAAUAAAAUUCGAGCCAUUGGCAAAAUGGCAAGAGUAUUUUCUGUGCUCAG